AUGACGAGCAUCCUGCGACGCGCCGUCCCCCGCCCCUGGGCCGCGCCUCGAUCCCCGUCGACGAUCCGGACAUUCUCGAGCGUAAACGCCCUCCCGCCGACAUACGAGCGCCUCUUCAACAAGUACACCCAAGUGCGUCGCGUUCUCGGCCGACAGCGCCUCACGCUCGCCGAGAAGAUUCUCUACAGCCACCUCGACAAUGUACAGGAGUCGCUGCUGCUCAACACAGACAAUGGGCGCAGCGUCCGCGGCAAGGCGAACCUGCGCCUCAAGCCCGACCGCGUCAACAUGCAGGACGCCUCGGCCCAGAUGGCCCUGCUCCAAUUCAUGUCGUGCAAUCUGGCUCGGCCCGCCAUCCCCGCCAGCAUCCACUGCGACCACCUGAUCGUCGGGUCGACCGGCGCCGGGGAUGAUCUGUCGGCCGGCAUCGAGGCGAACAAGGAGGUCUUUGACUUUCUCGAGUCGGCGGCCCGCAAGUACGGCAUGGACUUUUGGCCGCCAGGCGCCGGCAUCAUCCACCAGACUGUCCUGGAGAACUACGCCCUGCCCGGCCUGAUGAUGCUGGGCACCGACAGCCAUAGCCCCAAUGCCGGCGGCCUGUGCACCGUCACCAUUGGCGUGGGCGGCGCCGACGCUGUCGAGGCUCUCGUCGGCGCUCCAUGGGAGCUCAAGGCGCCCAAGGUCCUGGGCGUCGAGCUCACCGGCAAGCUCAGCGACUGGGUUGCCCCCAAGGACCUCAUCCUGCGACUUGUUGGCGAGCUCACGGUCCGCGGCGGCACCGGCUACAUAAUCGAAUACUUUGGCCCCGGCGUCGACACCCUCAGCUUGACCGGCAUGGCCACGUGCAGCAAUAUGGGAGCCGAGGUCGGGGCGACGACGUCGAUAUUCCCCUACACCGAGGCCUCUGCGCGUUACCUCAAGUCCACCCGGCGGUCGCAGGCGGUCGCCAACGUCGAGGCCCUCCAGCGCUUCCCGGGGCCCGGCGCGGCAGAAGACGCCCGGCUCCAGUUCAAGGCCGAUGAGGGCGCCGAGUACGACCGGCUCAUCAAGAUCAACCUCUCGGAGCUGGAGCCGCACAUCAACGGCCCCUUCACCCCGGACCUCGCCACCCCCUUGUCCAAGUUUAAGGACACUGUCAAGGAUCAGCAGUGGCCCGAGAAGCUGUCUGCCGGGCUCAUUGGCAGCUGCACCAACAGCUCCUACGAGGACAUGACGCGCGUCGAGAGCCUGCUCAAGGAGGCGGCCGGCGCCGGCCUUAAGCCUGCCGCCGACUUUUACAUCACUCCCGGCAGCGAGCAGAUCCGCGCCACGCUUGAGCGCGACGGCACGCUCGAGACCUUGGAGGGCGCCGGUGGCGUGCUGCUCUCCAAUGCGUGUGGUCCCUGCAUUGGGCAGUGGAAGCGGCAUGACGGCGUGGGCAAGGGCACUGCCAACGCCAUCCUCACGUCGUACAACCGCAACUUUCGCGGCAGGAAUGACGGCAAUCCCGAGACGAUGAACUUUCUCGCCUCGCCCGAGAUUGUCACCGCCAUGGCUUUUGCCGGCUCCACCACCUUUAACCCCGUGACCGAUGUGUUGAAGACGCCCGAUGGCAAGGACUUCAAGUUCUCCCCGCCCCACGGUCUCGAGGGGCCUCAGACCCCGUUCGAGUCCGGCAUCGAGUCUCUCGGCGUCCUCUCGCAACAAGCCGACGCAAGCGUCAAGGUGGCCAUUUCUCCCACGUCCGACCGCCUAGCUCUCCUGGAACCCUUCCCUCCCUUCCCCGACUCGGACCUUGGCGGCCUGCGCGUGCUCGUCAAGGUGACGGGGAAGUGCACCACCGACACCAUCUCGGCCGCCGGCCCCUGGCUCAAGUACAAGGGCCACCUGGCCAACAUCAGCACAAACACGCUCAACACGGCCGUCAACGCCGAGACAGGCGAAGUCAACGCCGCCUACGACCUCGACGGCAGCCGGCACACCAUCCCCGAGCUCGCCGAGCUGUGGAAGCAGCGCGGCCAGGAAUGGCUCGUCGUCGCCGAGCACAACUACGGCGAGGGCUCGGCCCGCGAGCACGCCGCCCUGCAGCCGCGCUACCUAGGCGCGCGCGUCGUGCUGACCAAGUCGUUUGCGCGCAUCCACGAGACCAACCUCAAGAAGCAGGGCGUCGUGCCGCUGACGUUUGCCGACGAGGCAGACUACGACAAGAUUGUGGCCGGCGACGAGGUGAGCACCGUGGGCCUGUAUCAGAUGCUCCGCGACGGGGGCACGGGCCAGGUCCAGCUCAGGGUGAAGAAGGGCAACGGCGACGAGGUGCUCAUUCCGACCAAGCAUGCAGUCACCAAGGACCAGGCCGGCUUCAUCCUUGCAGGCAGUGCACUGAACUUGCUGUCCAAGGAUGUUUAG
Molecule: messenger RNA, 2385 nt
Organism: Hirsutella rhossiliensis
Lineage: Eukaryota; Fungi; Ascomycota; Sordariomycetes; Hypocreales; Ophiocordycipitaceae
Product: aconitase family (aconitate hydratase) domain-containing protein
Exons: 2
Coding region: 1-2385 (794 amino acids)
Biological process (GO): tricarboxylic acid cycle
Cellular component (GO): cytosol; mitochondrion
Molecular function (GO): aconitate hydratase activity; 4 iron, 4 sulfur cluster binding
Source: RefSeq, a predicted model, not a curated record